Molecule: messenger RNA, 966 nt
Organism: Rana temporaria (common frog)
Lineage: Eukaryota; Metazoa; Chordata; Amphibia; Anura; Ranidae
Product: phospholipase A2-like
Exons: 4
Coding region: 73-537 (154 amino acids)
Biological process (GO): lipid catabolic process; arachidonate secretion; phospholipid metabolic process
Molecular function (GO): calcium ion binding; phospholipid binding
Source: RefSeq, a predicted model, not a curated record
ACAGGUCGGUGCCAAGGACACUUAUUGGUAUAAGAUGAAAAGUUCCCAUCGUAUAGUCCUCAAUCUGCCAACAUGAGACGCUGCGUACUCCUGACUCUGCUUCUAGCAGUGACAACCGUCUCUGGUAGACCCCAGUCCAGGAAUCUACUACAGUUUCGCAAAAUUAUCAAGUGCACAAUACCAAAUAGUAAGCCACUGGAUGAGUACAACGGAUAUGGCUGCUAUUGUGGGAUAGGGGGCUCCGGCACUCCUGUAGAUGAUCUGGAUAGGUGCUGCCAGAUUCACGAUAACUGCUAUAGUGAACACAAAUCAGUGGCAAACUGUAAGCCCAUAUUUGAUAACCCUUACACAGAGUUCUACUCAUACAGCUGUGAAAAUAACGUUGUGACCUGCAAAAGUGAUAACAAUCCAUGUGAGAUGUACAUAUGUGAGUGUGACAGGAAAGCUGCCCUCUGUUUCUCCAAAGCAACUUAUAACGAGGACAACAAGAAUCUGGACCCGGGACUCUGCAAGACAUCGAAGGAAGGCCCUGAAUAGUCAAAUAUUUUAUUUAUUGCAUUCAUUACACAGCAUAUGUUUGGAACCACAUAUUUCUUCAAAAUACAAUGUACUGCAGUGUCAGUAUAUCUCUUCUGCCAUCAAGCAACCAACAUUACACUUACCUCUACCAAUAAAUAGCAAACAUCAAACUCUUAAGCAGAAAGACUUAUUAUGUCAUAAUAAUUAAGUCAUAUUUUAUUAGUUAUAUUAAUAGUACAUAUUCAUACCUCCCAAGUUUCUGAAAUGAGAAAGAAGGGCGUUAUUUGGCAGUAAGCAUGGACACUUCUCCAUCACACCCCUAGUUGCACAGACCAUGAAGAAUUAAUACGCAGAAAAUUAUUGGUUAAAGCAGAGCUUGCAGUUCACAACAACAAAGCCCUAUAGAGUAGUCCUCUACUGAGGACGGUCUAAAAAAAAAAAAAAAAA